GAACCUGUGACCAGAACUCUGGUUCUCAAUCCGAACCGACCAUUCCAAUUUUUAAAACUAUACUUUUUCAACUGUCUCUCUCAAAUGUACUCCGUAGCAUUUAAAAUUAAGAGCGCGCGCUUUAAUUAGUACGGAAUAAUCAUCCUCAUAAUCAUCCAAAACCUUCAUAUUGUGAAUUCGGAGCUAUGAAUUUCGUAUUCGCCGCUUCUCUGUUCGUCGCCGCCAUUUUCGCUUUCUGCAGUUGCGCAGCUCUCAAGCAAGGAGAAACUUGCGUCUCCAAUGACUGGUGCGGUGCCGGGCUUCAUUGUGAGAGAUGCAUUGCGGAGGCCAAUUCUGUGCCCAGGUGUGCUCGCAUUCAACCGGUUAAUCCAUUCUCUAAGGUCAAGGGGUUGCCAUUCAAUCGGUAUUCAUGGCUGACAACGCAUAACUCAUUUGCCAAAGCCGGUAUGAAGUCAAGCACAGGACACUUCCUUGUGACAACACCUAACCAGCAGGACUCUAUUACCGAACAACUGAAUAACGGCAUAAGGGCUUUGAUGCUUGAUAUGUACGAUCUGAACAAUGAUAUUUGGCUGUGUCAUUCAUUUGGAGGAAAAUGCCAGAACUACACUGCUUUUCAACCUGCAAUAAAUGUCCUUAAGGAGGUUAGAGUGUUCCUUGAAGCAAACCCUUCAGAAAUUGUCACCAUUAUAAUUGAAGACUAUGUUGCAAGCAAAAAUGGAAUAAGCACUGUUUUUAAUGCCGCUGGCCUGGGGAAGUUCUUGUUUCCUGUUUCUCUGAUGCCUAAAAAUGGCGGUGAAUGGCCAAUCAUUGAUGAUAUGAUCCAGCGUAAUCAACGGCUAGUGGUUUUCACUUCUAAGUCUGAAAAAGAAUUUUCAGAAGGCAUUGCUUAUACAUGGACAUACUUGGUAGAAAACAAAUAUGGGGAUGAUGGGAUGGUAAAUGAAUCAUGUACCAAUCGUGCAGAAUCACCUUCGCUGAACACGCUAAGUAGGUCACUAGUUCUUAUGAACUAUUUUCCCAGUGCGCCAGAUGUUUCUGAAGCUUGCAUACACAAUUCAAGACAAUUGAAGAGCAUGAUGUAUACUUGCUUUGAAGCUUCCGGCAAAAGAUGGCCCAAUUUCAUUGCUGUUGAUUUUUAUUUGAGAAGUGAUGGAGGGGGAGCCCCAGAAGCUGUUGAUGAGGCAAAUGGUCAUCUAGUCUGUGGCUGUGCAAACAUUGCAUAUUGCAAGGACAAUAUGAGUUUUGGGACAUGCGAGAUGCCUCAAGCGGACAUUUCUCCGGCUGAAAUGCCAGGUUCAGGAGAAACAAGCCUUGCAAAUCUGGAAAGAAUUUCAUUUGCGUUGCCAUGGCUUCCCGUGAUGUGGUUAUUGUCUCUUAUCAUGUGGUAACACUAAAACCCUUCUUUCCAACUUUUUUUAAGCUUACUAAAAAAAUUAUGGCAAUACACAUAAAAAGCAAAAAUUAAAAUACUUGUCUUAGG
Molecule: messenger RNA, 1483 nt
Organism: Cuscuta campestris
Lineage: Eukaryota; Viridiplantae; Streptophyta; Magnoliopsida; Solanales; Convolvulaceae
Source: the annotation of a GenBank genome assembly